CGCCAAGCCGGGCCGGAGUGGUGAGAGCCGGCGGGACUGCGGAGGGCGAGUGGACUCAGAGGGGGGUGUUCCCUGAGUUUCAACCUAAGGCAUGGCACGCUAAGUGGUCAAGAGAGUAAGUGACGGGUGAAGUCCCAAGACAAAAGUCCUGUAGGGCAGAGCCUUACAGAAAGUGUGACGUGUGCAUGAGGGCAGGGCAGGGCAGGGCAGGGCACGUGCUGUCGGCUGGGCAAACGGCCUUUGCAAAGAUGUGGGAGCAACGAACAGGGCUUUCCUCUGGGGUCAGCAAGCAGCUGAGAGCAGGUUGGAAAGGGUAUAGACAAGAGGGCCUUGAAUGCCAGGAUCAAGAGUUUUGCCCUAAUUUUUACUUAAUCGGGGGCCUCUGAUGAAUUUUGAGAAGGCUCCAGGCCCCUUUCUCCAUUGCUCCUGCUGCUGCCCUGACCCAGGCCCUUCUAAUUUCUUGAUAACCUCCUAACUGGUCUCCCUGCCUCUAUUCUUGUCCCUUUCCAGCUAUAGUCCACAAAGGCCCCCUACGCAGGGGCUUUCUAAAAUGCAAGUCUGAUUGUGUCUGUCCCCCUUUUAAGGCCCUUCCAUGGCUCCCUGUUGCUCACAGGACAAGAUCCUGGCUUUUGUGGCUCGGUGUGGCCUGGCCCCACCUUCCUCUACAGCCUCAGGCCCACUGUGCCUCUGCCUCCACUAGGCCCCCUAGUUUCCUGAGCAGCCAUGCUAUUGAAUUACUCACGGCUUUUGCCCACGCUUCUCCAUCCCUCCCGUUCACUUUCUCUGCCUGGUGACCUCUUAUUCACCCUUUAAGACUUAGUGUAAAUUUCCUUUUGGAGACGCUUUCCCUGACCCUCCUGAAGCCACUAUUAUGCCUUGAGUCUUUCUGUUUUGAAGCUCACAUUGCAUUGCAAUUAUCUAGUGCCAAAAUCCUGGGAGUUCCCAUUUUCGAGUGUUUAUUGUGUGGAGGUGCAUUCUGUUACAGCCCCACUUACAGAUGAGGAAGCUAAGGCUCAGAGAAUUGGUGUGACUCGCCCACUGCCUGCAGCUGGAGGGUGACAGAGCUGGGAUUUGAGCCCAGAUAUCUUUGACUAUUUCUGACUCCUUCCAUCUCCUGUUCCCUGGAUCCUGCUAUAUCUCCUGAACCUCCACUGUUCGGUGUGUGAGGCACUAAUCAAAGGGGUAGAUGCAGCAGGGUUGCCAUGGUGUGGGCAGGAUGGGGAAAUGGGGCUGGGCUUAACCUGGGGUGGAGGUGAUAAGCAACUGUCAGCCCAGCUCCCCACAGCUAGGGGUUUCCUUUCCACCUUCCAUUCCAAGCGGCUACCUGGGGACAGGCCUGCGGGACUCCAGGCCGAACAGGUGGCAUGGAGACAAACGGCAUGGCAAUCUGCCUCCUCUCUGGGGCCCAGAGAGGAGGGAGGACCUGAGAGAGCCCAGGGUGCUCACUGACACUUCUGGGCUAGAUCCUGGGGAGGCAACUCCCUUUGGGCCUGGGUGUCUUCUGCCCUCCCAGAGGGACCCCAGCCUGCAAGGUCCCGUCCCAGCAGGGGAAAUGCCACUUCCACCUCUGUCCCAGAUGAAUGGCUGGCUUUGGCCUCCCAGGAGACUGUCUGCUCCAACCAGGUACAAAUGCCAUCCCCUUCCCACCCCCACCCCCCUGGCCAGAGAGGAAGGAAGAGGGAGCGAGAGAGGAGGGAGGCGUGGGGUUGCCAAGCAAGGUAGGAGCAGGGACAGCGACAACAAAGCCCUCAUUGUAUCAAGGCCACACGCAGCUCCAAGGCAAAGCAGGCAUCGUUCCCGCCUCCCAGGACCUGGGCCUAGAGCUCCACCCGGAGUUUCUGAGCUCCUUAGCAAUGCUCACCAGAGCUGGCUUGGAACAGCGAGGCCCUGCCUCAGCUCUGAGUCCUGCCUCUGCUGAGAAGUCCUCCUGAAAUCACAGCAUCCUUCCAAAAGCCAGAAGUGGUGAUGGGAGGAUGGCCAGUGAAGCCAGGCUGGCUGGGGCUAGAAGCCAGGGUCUGUUGGACGUGCAGCUGUGUGACCUUGGACCCAAAUGUGAUAAAAAAUCCUGCCUUGAAGGAUUUUUAUUUGAAGUAAUGGACCAAGGCACAUAAAAGCACUCAGCACGGUCACCUGGCCGCAGAAGUGUUCAAUCAGUGACAGGUGAUCCUUGAAGCCCUCGUCCACCCACGAGCAAGGACUGUCAGCCCCUCCCAAGCUGCUCCUAGUUGAGGCCCUCCUGUGCCCAGGAGGUGGUGAGCCAUUGGUGGCCUUCCUGGCAAGUGUGGAGUAGCACUGUUGUCCCCUCAGCCCCUGUCUCACUGUUCCUCCUCCAGAAGCCGGCCCUGCAGUUCCAGGAGGCCCCGCCUGGGCAGUUGGGGCAUGGUGGGUGGGAUGCAUCGCCAAGCUGGGGCGAGCAGCUCAGGUGACAGGUGGGGUGUCGGCGGCUCCUGUGCCUGGCACCUGACACCUCUAGGCAGACAAUGCUGGCAAUGUCCGAGCCCUCCAGGGAACACGCCACGUCUGUGUCACAGCCAGGAAACAGGCCACCUGAGUAGCGCCGUUGUCCACUCAGGACGCAGCCCCGCCGCUGGCCGGAAUGACCGGGAUCCCCAGAGGCCCUGACGUGGGAAGGGGUGGUGCCCUGGGCAGGGGCUCUGGGGUUUGAGACCCAGCCCCUCAGCAUCUGGUGUUGGCCUGGUUCAGCUGUUGGCCCUGCCACACUGGGGCUGGGACUUGGGCAGGCCGUUCCCUCUCGGGUUCCUCAUCUGUAAAGGGACUAAUCACAGCACUUCCUCAUAGGGUUGUUGGGAGGAGUCGAUGGCAUAAUGUACGUAAUGUGGUUGGCACGGGGUCUGGUGUGGAGCAGGGCUUGGUCACUGCUUCUCUCCCCGCAUGGGGGAAGGUCCAGCGCACUGUGUCCUUGGCUGAAUCUCCUGUAACCCAGGCUACUGUCCUUAGUUCUCGCUCUGAGCGUGGAAGGAGGGGACUAGGGUCUCUGGAGCUGGCACAGCACUAGCACAUUGGCUGCAAAGAGCCCAGGCCUCUCCACCUUGGACUCCAGGAGCUCUGGGCUAAUGCCCUGUGCAGGCCUCCUUCCACAGUAGCCAACACCAGCCCAGGAUGGGGCCUCUCCCCUCCUUAAACUUCUGUAGGGCUGGCUGCCCUUGGAGCCCAAACCUCUACCCAGGAAAGGGGCCUUGGGAUUCCUGGGCAGGAGGCCAGGUCUGAGUCUCUCUACUGAUUUGUCAAGAGGGCCAAGGAUGGAUCUCUGCAGGCAUGGUCACUUCCUACUGGGUCCAGCCUACAGAGACACCCCCUGGGAGCAGGGAGGAGUCCUCAUCUCCCAUCUGUCUCCUUCCUCAUUUGCUUUGAGCCUGUGCCCUGAGUUCCUGGUGCACCCCACAAUGAGCAUGAGCAUUUGCAUGGAUGGGUGUGGGCAUGCCUGUGUGCAGCGUGUGGACAGUGGGGGGCGGGGCAGGUGAGGGCUGCAUGUCCUGCAUUGUGGGCAGGCCCCCUGAGCAUGUUCACUGAGCCAUGUGUGGCAUGCCUUGGAAUGGAGGGGACGUGGUACCUUUUCAUAUUCGCGUGUAUCCAUAUGUCUUUCUACACGUGUGUGGUGUGUUGGUCUGUCUUAUCUCCCCUGUAGACGGGAAGCCCCGAGCCACGCACCAGCAGGCACUGUGACAACGUGACAUCGAGACUAGCGCAGCCUAAUCUGGGGUUCCUGGUCCUGCUCCAGGAGUCCUCCAGUCUGCAGCCUCCGCCGAGGGAGGAUUGACUAGCGUGGGGGUGGGGGUCCGAGAGUCAGGGGUCUGGGGGCCUGGCUUAUAGCUUAGAGGACUCAGUGCUGGGCCGAGCCAAUUAGGAGGCCCUGCCCCAGUGUCAGUGACCUUGGGUGAGGCCUUUGUGUCUCUGGGGCACAUUCACUCAUGUGGAGGACACGGGAUCGGGCUGACGAUUUCUGCCCGCCCUGAGGCUCUGAUGAUCAUGAUUUUACGUCGGGUGGUGGGGUGAGAGCCUGCUGCAUUUGUUGGUGGAGGCAGCUGUGGCCUGAGCCUGGCCUGCCAGCCCCCAGCUCGGUCCUGGGUGUCCUGCUGAAGGGUGAGAGGAGAAGCCAUGCCGGGCAGCGGCCCCAGCGAGAGGAUGACGUGGCCGGGCCCGGCCCCCCCCGCGGCCCCCCCAACCCACCCUCUCUCCUCAGCCCCGGGGACACCGCCCAUCCCGCCCCUCACCCGGACCCACAGCCUCAUGGCCAUGUCCCUGCCAGGCAGUAGACGGGCCUCUGCUGGAUCCCGCAGGCGCACCUCUCCCCCCGUGAGCGUGCGGGAUGCCCACGGCACCUCUUCCCUCAGCAGCAGCAGUAACUCGGGCUCCUGCAAGGGAAGUGACAGCAGCCCCACGCCCAGGCGCGCCAUGAAGUACACGCUGUGCAGUGACAACCAUGGCAUCAAGCCUCCCACCCCGGAGCAGUACCUGACCCCCCUGCAGCAGAAGGAGGUGUGCAUCCGGCAUCUGAAGGCCCGGCUGAAGGACACGCAGGACCGGCUCCAGGACCGGGACACGGAGAUCGAUGACCUGAAGAUGCAGCUGUCGCGCAUGCAGGAGGACUGGAUCGAGGAGGAGUGCCACCGCGUGGAGGCCCAGCUGGCCCUGAAGGAGGCCCGCAAGGAGAUCAAGCAGCUCAAGCAGGUCAUCGACACCGUCAAGAACAACCUGAUUGACAAGGACAAGGGGCUGCAGAAGUACUUCGUGGACAUCAACAUCCAGAACAAGAAGCUGGAGACGCUGCUGCACAGCAUGGAGGUGGCCCAGAACGGCUUCGCCAAGGAGGACGGCGCCGCCGAGUCGGCCGGCGGGUCCCCCGCCCGCUCCCUUACCCGUAGCUCCACCUACACAAAGCUGAGCGACCCCGCUGUCUGCGGCGACCGCCUGCCGGGUGACCACCCAGGCGCCUCUGUGGAGGACGGGGCUGACAGUGGCUUCGUGGCGACCGACGACACUCUGAGCCGGACGGAUGCACUGGAGGCCAGCAGCCUGCUAUCUUCGGGGGUGGACUGCGGCCUCGAGGAGGGCUCCUCGCUGCACGGCUCCUUCAGCCUGGGCCCCCGCUUCCCCGCCAGCAACACCUACGAGAAGCUGCUGUGCGGCACGGAGGCCGGCGUGCAGGCCAGCUGCAUGCAGGAGCGCGCCAUCCAGACGGACUUCGUGCAGUACCAGCCGGACCUGGACACCAUCCUGGAGAAAGUGACCAAGGCCCAGGUCUGCGGGACAGUCCCCAAGUCAGGGGACAGGUGCCCGGAGUUGGAUCCCCACCCCCUGGGGCCCAGAGACCCCAACUCUGCAGUGGUGGUGACGGUGGGUGACGAGCUCGAGACCCCAGAGCCCAUCACGCGGGGGCCCACCCCACACCACCCCGGUGCCAACCCCAACCCGUCGGUGAGCGUGGCGUGCCCCGUGGAAGAGGAGGAGGAGGCGGCCGCAGCCGAGGAGGAGCCCAAGAGCUACUGGAGCCGCCACUAUAUCGUGGAUCUGCUGGCGGUGGUGGUGCCAGCCGUGCCCACGGUGGCCUGGCUCUGCCGCUCCCAGCGGCGCCAGGGCCAGCCCAUUUACAACAUCAGCUCCCUGCUGCGGGGCUGCUGCACCGUGGCCUUGCACUCCAUCCGCAGGAUCAGCUGUCGCUCGCUGAGCCAGCAGGGCCCAAGCGCCAGCACUGCUGCAGGCGGCAGCUUGCAGCUCUGAGGCCCCAUCCCGGCCCGGGCUCCGGAGGCCUGACUACCGAUUGUAGGGGUGCCGUCCUCCCUCUCGCACCUUCCCGUGGGGCAUCAUCUUAUUUAUUUAGUUUUGGGUUUGGAGGUGGUGUUUCCAGAAUGGUGACAGUGUCAGGGGCUGGGAGCGGGGGGUGGGGGAAGGUGUCCCAAAAGUGCAACAGGAGAGAAGGGAAGAGAGACCAAGGGCAGGGAGGCACAGGGAUGGGACACACUGCAGAGAAAGAAGGUGGUGAGGCCCCCAACCUGGCCCCCCUGCCCACCUGGCCUCUCACACAGGGCAGCCCCUGCUCAGGAAGUCUCUGGUGUGCUGAUCUGGGGAGGCCGGGCUUAACUUGUGUGCCAAGCCUCCCCGUCCCCCACCCCCAUGUCCUGUCCAGUUCCCUGCCCACCCCAAGCCUUCUCUCCCAAGCCACCCCUUGCCCUCAGCCCAGGCUUCUGGGCCGGUAUUACCUCCUCAGAUGGAGGCAGCUGCGACCCAAAGUACAGGCAACUGACCGGGACUCCGAGCGGGUCUGGAACCACUUGGCCUGGGCUGAGCUCCAUCCCCUUCCGGCUGCUCCCCGCUUUGGGAGCACGGUCAAGGCCAUGGGCUGGAGGAAAGAUGGUGAUGGGCAGAGGGCGGUGUGGGUUCUGUGUCUGUCUGUUCGUCCCAGAGCUUCCCGACAUCUGUUUUCCUCCUGGCGCUUCUGAGUGUGUCAGAUAAUUUUGUGAGAGCCAGACAGGCGAGUGCCGGGGUGUGAACGCUAGCCUGAGCCCAGCUCCUGUCUGGAGACACUGCCAGCAGGAAAGGAGGAGGCGGGGGCUGGCGGCUUAAGGGGGCAGCUCCGGCCUUCUGAGACAGGGCCCUGCAGCCUGGGAGGCAGGGCUAGACUCAGCAACCACCAGCUGACUGCUCCAGGCCUGGCUGCCCUGGAGCUCGCCCUGGUUUAUCCGGGGACCUUAGGACCGACUUCUGCUUUGCACUGUGUUCACUUUGGGGCUUGCUUCUCACGCAUCCCAGGGUCUCCUGUGAGGUGGCUGCUUGCUUUCUAGGAUGAGGAUUCCUAAAUCUUACACCUUUCUGCCUCUGAGGGGAAUUCCAGCGGGAUGAAUGGCAAGAUGAGGUUUUGAAGCCAUCAUGUCCGUCCAGGCCUAAGCAGGGUGUCCUGGGAUGUUUCCCAGGUAGGGGGUGGAGUGGGGCUCCCAGCCCAAGCCCAGUCAGCCUGGGAAGGUUCACUGGCUCCCCCUCCUUCCCCGGGACCACAUCUAGGUCCCUCUGCAAAGCUGCUGACAUGUUAUUUGCAUUAUUAUUUUACAGAGUAAACCCAUUCCUCUUCCUCUGCAGGGCUUAUACCUAUCUCGUCAUCCCACCCACUCUUCAGAGUUAGGCCCUACAUUGUGGCGGGGGGAGGGUGUUGGUGGGACCCUGUAUCUCACUCACCCCUCUGGCCUAGGGGCCACUCUGGUUCUGCCAAGGUUGCUUGCCCACCCCCGCUGCUCCGACAGCUGUUGCCUGACGCAUGGGCUCUGCCCUUCCUCUCUGUGCCACCUACUUGAGGGGGGAUGCCUGCAUGCACUGGGGGUGGGCAGCCGGCCCAGCCAUCGUGGGGAGAGCCCCUCUGCCACGCGCUUUGUGCCUCCAAAGCUCCCCUUCCUCGCUCUGGGCCUCAGACCUGCCAUCCUUUGUGGAGCACCCCUCCACCCCAGUCGAACCAAACCCAAACUCUGGGGGCCGGGCAGGGCUGCCCCACAGGACCUGGGGAUCGUGACGUGGAGGGGCAGUGGAAAAACCCAAUCCAAAGCCAAGCCAGGACUGGCUGCGGACCCCGCCUCCCGUGCCGCGUAAUCACGGAGCUGCGUGGUGUCUCCUUAGAAAUAGUCAAAAGCUUUGCCGAGAAAAUAAAUGUAUGACUAUUAUAUUUGACAACGUAAAAUCUAUAUAUUUUUCACCACUGGAAUCUAGUCGAGCUGCGUAGCCCCUCUGCUCCGGUCUGCGUCUUGCUGUCUGUGGCCUUCCUACUGUGUCCUGUGUUUUGAUGGACGUGGUCAGGGCCGGGGCUGUGGUCCGUUCUGUCCCUGAUGCUGGAGGAGCCACUCGUGAAGAGCGUGGACCGAGGACUCUGGACAAGGUGAGCGGAGCUGGCACCGCCCUCUGCUCCUGCUGUGGCUCAAGACCUGCCUGUCUGGUCAGAGGGCCUCCAGCCCACAGUGUUGGGGGUGCCUCUCUUUUGGGGGGUCUGGUGGGACCUUGACGGGCUUUGCCUCUUGUCGGUGGAGGAGGCAGCUCUCUGGCCCAGGCCUGGGACAGACGCUGGGACCGUGUCGGCCAGGCCCCGGCUUGUGCGUGUGUGUUUGUGUGUGUGUGUGUGCUCGGUAUCCUGCAUCUAUGCAAAAGGGGCAGCGCUGCCUGGGCAGCUCCCAGGGGCGGAGGCGGAGGCGCAGCGGCCCACGGGCUCAGGCUCCAAGCCCUGACUGCAGGACACAGGAUGUGGGACCAGGAAGCAAGGCCAGGGCCCGGGGGCCUCCCGCUAAGUGCUCAUCCUCCAAGGCUCCCCUUUUCCUUCCUGCUUAAUACCACCUCCUGCUGGGCUGUGACCUUUCCCUCCCGCCCUCUGCUUCUGCAGCAGAGAUCUUUGGGGUCUCCCCUGUCCCCAGCCUCUGGCCAGAGCUGAUUAGAUCCUAAGGGACCAUGUUCUCAGGAACCACCUUCUGGAACUGCUGGUCCCUUGGGGUCCCACCUCCAGAAGUGGCUUCUCCUAAGCUAUAAGGUCCAGGCCAGAGCUGCUUUGCUGCUCCUCUCGUCCAGGCUCAAAGCAGAAAUCAGUCUGGGGCCGGGACUCUGCUCAGAGAGCUGGCCUCAAAUGGAGUUUAUCCCAAAUAUCUCCCAAGGGGAUAACUUAGCUUUUCACUGAAUACCCUUCCCAGUCGCCACUAGCACAGGGGUAUCUGGCAGCACCUUGGGGGGUGGGGUGGGGGCAGAUGACAAGGUUCUGGGGUAAAGGCCUACAGAGGGGCCUCUGCCCAGGGAAAUCAUUACCCCCUCUGACCUAGGAAUCAGUGCACACAAGUCACAGUGCACUGCUACAUUCAGCCAUGCCCAUGUAUCAGGGGAUACAGGAAGGGGGGAGGUGGGGAGGGGUCUUCACUUUUGUCUUCUUUGUCCUUUUGAUCAGACAGAGUUGUACCUACAGCAGACAGCUCUGAAUUAAAGCAUGAAAACACAA
Molecule: messenger RNA, 8971 nt
Organism: Delphinapterus leucas (beluga whale)
Lineage: Eukaryota; Metazoa; Chordata; Mammalia; Artiodactyla; Monodontidae
Source: RefSeq, a predicted model, not a curated record